This is a messenger RNA of Hemicordylus capensis (graceful crag lizard), 6103 nucleotides long. Its product is annotated as gastrula zinc finger protein XlCGF57.1-like. The transcript has 5 exons. Gene Ontology annotation, biological process: regulation of DNA-templated transcription. Bases 1110 to 2843 code for a protein of 577 amino acids. The record is from RefSeq and is a predicted model, not a curated record. NCBI's taxonomy places the organism in Eukaryota, Metazoa, Chordata, Lepidosauria, Squamata, Cordylidae.
GCGGAGACUGCAGAAAGGAAAAGGUCUUUGUUGUGGGGAGCUUGUGUACUACCAAAGCCCCCAAAACAGGCAGGAAGAGGACUGGCUACUUACCAUGCAGGGAUGUCUCUUGGAUGAUUUUCAUGAAUAAGAAGCAGCCUGAAGAAGCGUCUAAAUGCUGGUGGAGGGGGCCAAAUGAGGGGAGGGGAGAGUUUUAUUUUCUUUAACUUAGCUUUUUCUGGCACAUUGUGUUUAGAAAGGUAGCCACUGGAUUUUGGAUCUCUUUUUUGUUGGGUGGGGGCAGAAAUAUGCCAUUUCUUAAGGGGGCAAGGCAGAUCUCUAAUGGAAAACUUGUUAGAAAUUAGAGCCAGCGUGGUGUAGUGGUUAGAGUGCUGGACUAGGACCAGGGAGACCCGAGUUCAAAUUCCCAUUCAGCCAUGAGACUAGCUGGGUGACUCUGGGCCACUCACUUCUCUCUCAGCCUAACCUACUUCACAGGGUUGUUGUGAGGAGAAACUUAAGUAUGUAGUACACUGCUCUGGGCUCCUUGCAGGAAGAGCAGGAUAUAAAAUGUAAUAAAUAAAUAAAUAGAAAUUGUUAAGAAAAGUACCCUAUUUACCAGAAUCGAAAACUAUGCCCGUCUCUCCCCCCCCCCCCCCGUCCCGUUAUAUGAUGUUAGCGUUCCCUUCUUUCAGGUAAAUAGAGAUAUAACCUGUAUAUUUUAAGGAAGUCAUCUUAAAUUCAGAGUUGUCUUCUAAAUACAGCUUAUUUACCUGAAUCCAAGACUAUGUUUUUUCCUUAAGUUCUUAGAAAUUGGGGCCAUCUUAAAUUCAGAGUUCUCUUCCUUUCAGGUAAAUAAGGUAAAGUGUGCCCUCAAGUUGGGUGUCGACUGCUGGUGACCACAGAGCCCUCUGGUUGACUUUGGUAGGAUACAGGAGGGGUUUACCAUUGCCAUCUCUCGCGCAGUAUGAGAUGAUGCCUUUCAGCACCUUCCUAUAUCACUGCUGCCCGAUCUAGGUGUUCCCCAUUGUCUGGGAAACAUACCAGCGAAGAUUCGAACUGGCAGCCUCUGGCUUACUAGUCAAGUCAUUUCCCCGGUGUGCCAUUAGGUGGCUUCUUCAGGGUGCAGGAUGACAUCUCUGGUUCAGUCUGGAUUGUAUUCCUCUUUCACAGCCUGGCAAAUGGGUGCAGCAGAUCUGGCUCAGGGCCUGGUGACCUUUGAAGAUGUGGCCGUGUAUUUCACAGAAGGGCAAGGGGCUCUGCUGCAUCUGGCCCAAAGAGCCUUGUACAAGGAGGUCAUGCUGGAGAAUUAUGGGAAUGUGGCCUCACUGGAGAAAUUACCAGUCCCUAAACCUGACCUCAUCUCCAGACUGGAGCGAGGGGAAGAGCCGUGGGCGCCCGAGUCACAGGGCUCAGAUGAAGAGGCCUCCGACUCUAGCUGGGAUGACUCUAGGAAGAAGAUCGUGUGUCCAGACUGUGGACAGUGCUUUGCUGAGCUAUCGGCACUUCUUGGGCACCAAAGAUUCCACCCAGAGGGAAACUUUUUUAAAUGCCUAGACUGUGGGAAAUGUUUUCCUGAACUUUCCAAGCUUUUGUGGCACCAGAGAGCCCACAUGGUAGAGAAAGCUCAUAAAUGCUUGGAGUGCGGAAAAGCUUUUGCAGAUGAAUCAUCCCUUGUUUGCCAUCAUAGGAUCCAUGCUGUACAGAAACCUCAUACAUGCUCGCAAUGUGGACGAUCUUUUGCUUUCAAAUCGGUCUUUACAGUGCAUUUGCGUCUCCACAUGGGAGAAAAACCGUAUCAGUGCCUGGAGUGUGGCCAGCAUUUUGCCCAGAAAGGGAAUCUUGUUGGACACCAGAGAGUCCACAUUGGAGGAGAGAAACCUCAUAAAUGCACACAGUGUGGGAUGCGUUAUGCUCAGCAUUUGGAACUGGUGAGACAUCAGAGGAUCCACACGAGAGGGGAAUCUUUUAAGUGCUUGGAGUGUGGGAAGUAUUUUGCUCGGAAAGCGAAUCUACUUGAACAUCAGAGGAUCCACACAGGAGAGGAACCUUAUAACUGCAUGGAGUGUGGAAAAUGUUUUUCUCGGAAAGGGAAUCUUGCUGUACACCAGAGAAUACACACAGGAGAGAAACCUUAUAAAUGCCUAGAAUGUGGCAUGAGUUUCGCUGGCAGGUCAUCCCUCAUUUACCAUCAGAGAGCCCACACAGGUGAGAGACCGUACAAGUGCUUGGAGUGUGGGCUGGGUUUUGCAGGAAAAUCAUCCCUCGUUUACCAUCAGAGAACCCACACUGGAGAGAAACCUUACAGCUGCUCGGAGUGUGGGAAAGGUUUUGCUGGAAAAUCAGUGCUCAUCUGCCAUCGGAGAACUCACACAGGAGAAAAACCUUAUCAGUGCUUGGCCUGUGGGAAAGGCUUCUCGGGAAAAUCAUCUCUCGUUUGCCAUCAAAGGACCCAUACGGGAGAAAAACCUUACCAAUGCGUAGAGUGCUUGAUGUGCUUUGCUGAUAAAUCAGGCUUGGUUUGCCAUGAGAGAGUCCACACAGGAGAGAAACCAUAUAUGUGUUUAGAGUGUGGGAAAGGUUUCUCUGUCAUCUCUUCCCUCCUUGGCCAUCAGAGAUCCCACACGGGAGAGAAACCUUUCAAGUGCUUGGACUGUGGGAAAUCCUUUGCUAAUAAAUCGGCAUUGGUUUACCACCAGGGAACCCACAAGGGAGAGGAACGCUUUAACUGUCUGGAAUGUGGGGCGUGUUUUGCUCCAAAGUUACCCCUCGGGAAGCACCAGAGACUUCCGGUGGGUCAUUACCCAAUUCAUCGUGAGACCUGCUCUUUCUAUCGCAAGGUUAAUGAAAAAGCCCCUCUCUAAGAGAGAUGUUUAGUCCACAUUGCUAGAAUAUAGCUGGGGAAGAUUUGGUCUCCUUUCAGCUAACAACUUGCUUGGGAACAAAAAUAUUGCAUUGCGAAGUUCCUUCUAUCCAUAGAGAAAUGUUUACUCUUUAUCAGUUACAGUUGUAAUGUAAUUGGGAAAGUUGGUGAGUAGUCACCAGGGUCGAAGUUACAAUGGGGCACACUAGGACAAAUGUCUCUGGACUGCAGAGGGAGAUAGGUAGGGAUGUACACAAACCUCAGUUCAUGUAGUAGUUCGAAAUGAAACCGGUUCGUAGUUCAGUGAACCGGAUCGUUCUGGUUCAGCCCAGCCACCAACAGUUUGGAGGUUUGACUUCCCCUGCUAACUGAGCAAAGAGGCACCUUUUAAAAGUGGUGAUUCUCUUUACUGAGCAGGGGGAGAGCAACUGGCCCUAUCCAUCCCCAGCACAGCAUCCCUCCAGUGGCUGUUGUUGGUGUCUAUCUUAUGUUUCUUUUUUUAGACCUUGAGCCCUUUGGGGACAGGCAGCCAUUUUAUUUAUUUAUUUAUUGUUUGUUUGUUUAAACCACUUUGGGAACUUUGGUUGAAAAGGGGUAUAUAAAUACUCAUAUUCAUAUUGAGAGUGGAGCCAGGCCGGGUGGUGGUGGUGGUGGUGGGGAGUGAGUGCAGCAGGUCCUUACCUGCAUGACCACUGUUCUGUGGCAGCGCUCAACUGCAGCGGAACGCAUAUGCCCUCCCACCACACAUGGGCUGUUGGGAGGGGUGCUGCGGCAGCAGGAAGGACCUGCUGUUCUCACUUUUAGGCGCUCACUCCCCUGCCCACAACCCCUGGCGUUGCUCUCAAACUGCCAAACUGAUUCGUGGUUGGGCCAAAUUGGAACGGACUGCUUUGCCAAACCACGGACCGGUUCGAUUUUGAACCACUGCACAAACUGAGGUUAGUGCACAUCCCUAGAGAUGAGGGGCACAGACUGGGCAACAACCCAACUGGGGAUGGGGCCAUAACUCAGGGAUCAAGCAUCUGCUUUGUAUGCAGAAGGUCCCCAGUUCAAUCCCUAGCAUCUUCAGGGAGGGCUGGGGAAAGACUCCUGCUCAAAACCUCAGAGAGUCACUGCCAAUGAAUGUAGGAGAGGGUAGUACAACUUUGGCCCUCCAGCUGUUGUUGGCCUGCAACUCCCAUCCUCUGCAACUCCCAUCCUCUGCCUCUGAGUCCCAGUUGCAGGGGAGUAACAGCAGGAGAGAGGACAUGCCCUCAACUCCUCCCUGUAGGCUUCCAGUGGCAUCUGGUGGGCCACUGUGUGAAACAGGAUGCUGGACUAGAUGGGUCUUGGGCCUGAUCCAGCAGGGCUGUUCUUAUGAUCUUAUGUUCUUAUCAUCCCCAGGAGGAUGUCUGAAGAUGAUGGGAGUUGUAGUCCAACAGCUGGAGGGCCAAAGUUGUGCAGCUCUGGUGUAGACCAUACUGAGCUAGAUGGACGAAUGGUCUGACUUGGUAUAAGGCAGCUUCCUGAGUAAUUUGCUCUUUGCUCUCCCAUCUCUGUGUCUGUUUACAUAUUACAUUUGUAUCCCACCUCGCAUACUCAAGGGAGCCUGCACAGGCUUUUCCAGCUAGUGGCAGCCAGUGUUCCCUCUAAUAGGGAUUCCCAGAUGUUGACUACAACUCCCAGAAUCCCCAGCUGCAAUGGUUUUUGCUUGGGUAUUAUGGGAGUUGUAGUCAACAACAUCUGGGAAUCCCUGUUAGAGGGAACACUGGAGCAGGGCUGUUCAGUCCUCCUGCAGAUAUUGGCCUAAAACUCCCAUAAUCCCUGGCUAUUGGCCACUGUGGCUAAGAAUUAUGGGAGUCGUAGUACAAAAACAGCUAGGGGGCCUAAGUUGAGCAGGCCUGCACUGGGGGAAGAGUGUCCCAUUAGGAGGGGACUGCAACAGAGAAGUCCCUCCCACGAGCCUGGGCCCCACGUAGCUCCACUGGGCCAAGAACUCUGAGAAGGCCCACCUGAGGCGACCUCACAAGGCAAGUUGGACAGGAGAGGUGGUCCUGAAGGUACACAGGCGCCAAGCCCUGAAGGGUUUUAUAGGUGAUCACCAGCACUUUGAAUUGGACCCGGAAGCGAACUGGCAGCCAAUACAGCGACCUCAACAGAAGUGAAGCAUGAUCAUAUUUUCUGCUUCCCAUAAGCAAAUCAGAGCUUUAACAUCCCUGACAGUUUUUAGAAGAAAAGAUGCAGCUGUUUAACCAGGCUUUUGGUUAAUUCUAAGUCAUUUUAAAAAUGCUUGUUUUAUUUUUAAAUGUUUUAAUUUUGUGGUUUUUGGAAUUUUAAUGUUAUAUAUAAAUUGGCAUGAGACACUUGUUUUGGCAGUGUACAAAUAUGCUAAAUGAAUAAGUGAACAAAAUUACUUCUUAGAACACCCCACAUGAUUUUAUUUGCAAAUACAAAUACGAUGAAUAUUUAUAUACUGCUUUCAACAAAAGUUUCCAAAGUGGUUUACGUAGAGAGGAAAAUAAAUAAAUAAAAUGGCUCCCUGUCCCCAAAGUGCUCACAAUUUAAAAAGACAGACAUCAGCAACAGCCACUGGAGGGAUGCUGUGCUGGAGAUGGAUAAUGCCAGUUGCUCUCCUCCUGCUCAAUAAAGAGAACCACCACUUUACAUGUACUAUUUCUCCUGGGUUUGGGAUGGCUGAGAAAUAUAAAAUAUUGGGGGAAAUUAUGGAAAAAUGAUUUAAAAUUUACUGCAUGUUAUGCUUUAAAAGAAAAUUAUUAUAAAAUGAUGUAUCGAUGGUAUUUGACACCAAACAAAUUGGCAUUAAUUUAUAAAAAUGUCUCAAACAAAUGUUGGAAGUGUGGACAUUCUGAAGGUACUUUUUAUCAUAUGUGGUGGACCUGCGGGAAGGCUAAGGCCUAUUGGGAUAUGAUAUAUAAUGAGUUAAAGAAAAUAUUUAAAAUGACAUUUCCUAAGAAGCCAGAAUCCUUCCUGCUGGGAAUAACACAAGGUGUAAUUUCUACAACUAAUUUAACAUUUUUUAUGUAUGCUUCUACGGCGGCCAGAAUAAUAUAUGCACAGAAAUGGAAGAGUAAUGAACUGCCUUCAAAAGAAGAUUGGCUGAUAAAAAUUUUGGAAUAUGUGGAGAUGGCAAAAACAACAUUGAUAAGAGACCAAAAUUUAGAAUGCUUUAAAGAAGAUUGGAAACCAUUUUUGGUGUAUCUAAAGAACUAUUUUCCUACUAUGAACUUUACAGCAGGGUUUGAAAUUUAGUAAAAAUUGCAG